Molecule: messenger RNA, 2307 nt
Organism: Heterocephalus glaber (naked mole-rat)
Lineage: Eukaryota; Metazoa; Chordata; Mammalia; Rodentia; Bathyergidae
Gene: Astl
Product: astacin like metalloendopeptidase
Biological process (GO): proteolysis
Molecular function (GO): metalloendopeptidase activity; zinc ion binding
Source: RefSeq, a predicted model, not a curated record
CCUGCUGGAGACCAGUCUUGCUUGCCGAGGGGUCGUGGGGACCGGCCAUGGGGAGCAUGGGAGGCCUGUGGUCUUGGGUGCUGGGUCUGCUCUCCUUGCCAGGUGUGAUCCUCGGAGCACCCUCAGCAUCCCGGUGUGCAGGAGUCUGCAGCGCCAGCUUCUCAGAAGACCUCAACUCUGAGGGGACCCAGGUGUCCUGGGACAAAGACAUCCCUGCAAUUAACCAAGGGCUCAUCCCGGAGGAGACUCCAGAUGGCAGCUUCCUGGUGGAAGGGGACAUCAUCCGGCCAAGUCCCUUCCGGCUGUUGUCGGUGACCAACAAUAAGUGGCCCAAGAGUGCUAGUGGCAUCGUGGAGAUCCCCUUCCUGCUCUCCAGCAAAUAUGAUGAGCCCAGCCGCCGGGUCAUCCUGGAGGCAUUUGCUGAGUUUGAACGUUUCACGUGCAUCCGGUUUGUUGCCUACCAGGGCCAGAGAGACUUCAUCUCUAUCAUCCCCAUGGCCGGGUGCUUCUCUGGUGUGGGCCGCAGUGGAGGGAUGCAGGUGGUGUCCCUGGCACCCGCCUGUCUUCACAGGGGCCGGGGCAUCGUCCUGCACGAGCUCAUGCAUGUGCUGGGCUUCUGGCAUGAGCAUGCACGGGCUGACCGGGACCGGUACAUCCGUGUCAACUGGCACGAGAUCCUGCCAGGCUUUGAAAUCAACUUUGUCAAAUCCCGGAGCAGUAAUAUGCUGGCACCCUAUGACUACUCAUCAGUGAUGCACUACGGGAGGCUCGCCUUCAGCCGGCGUGGGGAGCCUACCAUCAUCCCGCUCUGGGCCUCCAGUGUCCACAUCGGCCAGCGGUGGAACUUGAGCACCUCGGACAUUGCCCGGGUCUGCAGGCUCUAUGACUGCAGCCCAAGCGGUCCCAACCCCCACGGGAGCGGGUUCCAGGCCCUUGGCAAUGGCAGGAGCCCCACGCCUGCCUCUAGACCCUACCUGCAGAGACUCCUGGAAGCACUGCCUGGAGAUUCCAGGAGCUGUGACCCCAGUGGCCCUGGGGCUGGUGGCUGGCACAUUGCUGCAGGACCCAGAGAGAACCUGAAUGGGUGGGAGCCCCCUGGCAGGAGAAAGUUCAGCAUGCAGGCCUUGGGAAGGCUGCCUCAGACCCUGGCUUCUUCCCCAAGGUCAAGGCCCGAAGCAGGGGCCCCAGGCAUGGCUCUGGAGCUGUCCUGGCUGGCCCAAGUGCCCACGGACCCUCCAGCCCCAUUUCCAGAAGCUGGAGAACAGCUGGCACCUGUCCAGGCUGCUGUGGAGAGCCCAGCUCUACCCGGAGGCUGGGAACCUGGAAGUCACUUGGGAGGGAAGCCUGAAGCUUGAGUUGGUGGCUUCUCCCCAAAGACAGAGUCUGUUCUGCCUAGAGGAGCAGGGUUGGCCAGCCCUUGGCCCCUCUGGGCGGCACCCCUGUCUUUUUUGAAAGCCAAGUAUUUCCUCUAUAAAACUGUUAGGUUGAUAAAAGAUUUCAUAAAAUUGAUGUCUUUUUUUGAUAUUAGGAGAAGAGAGUAUGGGUUGACAAAUAAGAUUCUCAUACAAGAACAAUACUGUCAAAGACAAAGUGGUGAAAUUGGGUAUAUAUAAAACUGCAAAAGCAGCAAGAUUUGAGGAGACUACAUAGUAGUCUUACAUUACAUGUCUUUUUUUGUUGUUGUGUUUUACUUUUUGAUGUUGCUUUAUUUAUUCAAUACAUUUGUUCAGUCCCUGUGUCAGACAUUGUUCUAGAGACUAGGGAUACAAUAGUAGCAAAAAACUGAUGCUGUCUCAGCUUUUCUGCUGCUCACAUUUAUUUCAAUUUGUAUUCUUCAACUAAAAGCAUAUAGCACCCCUGUCCCAACCUUUUAGCCCCUCUCUUAGAGGCCUGGACUGUUCCCUGUGUCCCUUCCCCAAGGGCUCCUAGGGACAGAGGGGCCUCUAGGUCUGUCGUAGAAGGCAGGCCUGGCUAUACUUGUUCUUGUUUUUGCCCCAUCCCUUGAGGCUGAAGAGAAUGGCAAGAACACAACAACCUGAGUAGAGGACUAAAAGUUCAUCUCGACCUCUGCUCACUGUCUCCAGGAGCCCUGCCCUGAGGGGACAUGACAGGGGUCACCCCACUUGUCCUCCUUUAGCCAAGCCCCACACCUCCCCUUCCCAAACCCCUGGCUGUCCCUAUGAGGUCCCAGGAGCAAAGAGACUCUCUGGGUGGCCCCCAACCCUCAGGGCUACCAUGCUGGGGACCUGCAGAUCGAGGGGUGGGAGGGGAGCCAGGGCCUCAGCUGUUAGGGGCAAGCAGAAAUAA